CCCAUUUAAAAGUUUCCAAAUUGUGCUGAAAUGUUUUUAAAUUCAAAAAUGAAAUAAAAGUUGGCGACAUCUAGCGUUGGUUUAUGCAACUGAUGCGCAACUGACUGGCGCUAGAUGGCGCCAGUGCUUGUUAUUAUUGUUUCGAUUGAUGCACGGCAACACGCACAGGAUAUCUCUGGGGUCGAGCUAGGCGCUCAUUGCAGCCACACGCUGUACACGAUGGUUAUAUAUUCAAUUUAUGGCUUUGCUGCCAAAGCAUUGACCGAAAUAAAAUUGCAAGAAGUAACGAAAAAAAACAAUAGUUACGGCGCCAUAACUAACGCCAUAUUGUGCGCCGCACAGGAUGUGCAGAGGACUCCGAGCAGCCUAUGGUCAGCAGCGGCAGCAGCAGCUGGCAGAGUGAGGCCAGCGGGAAAAGUGCCGCUUUUAAUUUUGGCUUUAAAUGUUAAUUUUCAAUUUCAAGUUGAGCCGCGCGUAUGGACAUGGCUGCAGGAAUGACCGUUGGCAUAUUUUUACCUGUGCCAUAACUCAUCAUACAAUCAGCGCGCCAAGCAACAACUUUUGUUUUUAUGUUGCAUCAGCAACAACAACAACAAGAAGGAGUAUAACCAGGACAACCAGGACAAUAGCAGGCAGUUACAGUUCAUGUUCAGGCUGGCAGCGAUAGCCUGGCUGCCGGCUGUUUUGCUCCAGCUGCUCAAAAUGGGUAUAUUGUUUGAGGUAACAGACAGUCGGAGAUUUUCUCAGUUCAAAUAUUCUCCAUGAGCUCAAAAAGCCGAGUUGAGCUUGAGAACUAUAAUAGCUAAUCAUUUGAAAUUUUGGAUGUAGCUCCUGCUUUGGCACACGCGGAUCAAAUUUUCACUCAGUUAUCGAUAAAUUUAACCGUUUCCAAGGUAUCGAUAACAAUUGAUAUUGGUAGCUUUGUUUUCUGAGCAUAACUCGAGAACUAUAAGAGCUACAGACACCAAAUUUAGUAUGUAGACUCUCGCAAGGCAUUUACGGAAGCAGAAUAUAUCAGUUUUCCUAUAUCUAUCGCCAUUAGUUAAUUACACCUGUGUAUAGUAGAAGAAACGUUGAUUACAGGGUAUCUUUCAGUUGCUUACUCCCGAUUGCCGCAUAUUUUCUUGCUUUUUUUUUUUUGUUUUUUUUUGCUGUUUUUUUUUUGUGUCGUUCCCAACUCCACUUCGCUAGUCGUUGGCAUUUUCAAGUCAAAAUGGCGUCAACGCUGGCAAAAGUUGGCCCCGCAUUCAACUCCAUUUGCCAUGCAGGAGAGGCAGCAGCACCAGCACAGCGAAGGACAUGAACAUGGACACGGACAUGGAUGCGGACAUCUGCAGCAGCAACCAGAGCAGCCGGAGCUCUGGAAUCAGCCGCCUGGGCGAUACAUAUGCGAUCGAAAUAAAACCGAAACAGGGCUGGCUCCAGUUGCCAAGUGAUGUCAGCGAUUUAUUUGAUUUAAUGCCAACUGGCGACGGCACAAUGGACACAACCUCUGAACCGGCUAAGGUGCGGCCAACAGUUCACUCGAUGUUAAAUCCAGACAAAUGCAGGUGUCGCUAUUGCAGCAUGCAGCUCGUAAAGUUGCAGACGGGCAAAAUCAAACGAUUGGGCAACUAUUGUCCAUUGCAGCUCUUCUCCGGCCAACCCGGUCGUAUGCUCGAUGCCUUGAAUGCACUUUUCGCUUGUCCGCAAAAUAAUUUACGUGUAUUUCAGAGCGGCAAUUUAAUUUAUGGCGAUCACGCGAAUUCGAUUUCCUGCGAGGAGCUGCAUACUCGAGUUUUUCCAGGUGAAAUUAUGGCGCUUAUAAAACAUUUGCUGGUCGCCUGCCUGCUCAGGGAAUACAAUAACAGCGAGGAUGCCCAGAGUCCGUGUGGCAGCCACAGCCACGUGGCAGGCGCUGCUGCAUUCGGGGAAUCGACAUUCAAACGUUGUGGCACGAAGACAAAAGCUACAGAAACUACAGAAAUUGGCGUGGCUAAUGUUGAUGCUGCUGGGCAGGUGAAACAGAAGUACCAGCAGAAGGAGGUAGUCGAACAGCAGGAGGAGGAGGAGUCGCAAAAGAAGGCGCAGCUGGGGGAUGAGUUUGUCAAAGCUGUUGCUGGUCAGCCGCAGCGACACGGCGGCGCGAGAGCAGCAGCUGCUGAAAACACGAGCCAAAGGUACACAAAGCGUUGCAAAAUAGCAACAACAACAAGCGAAACAACAACCGAAAGGACAACAAUUGCCCCAACCUGGUUGUCAACGAAUGUGGCAAUGGCAGCAGCUCGCACGGAAAUGGAAACGGAAAUACUAGCAACGGCAACGGCGACGGCGACUCCAGCUUCGACUCCGCAUUCGCAUCCGAAUGAGACUCAAGCACAGAUCAACAAAGCGGAAGUAUUUCACUUACCAAAAAAUUGUGUGCUGCAAAAAAUUUUGCAUUUGCAAUUGCUGGUAAAGCGGCAUUUUCAUUAUAUGUGGCAAAGGGGAUAUGCUGGCCAUGCCACGCCCAGCUACGACGCGCUGCGACAGCUGCUCAGCUGUCGGCAGUGGGAUAAUGUGGAUGAGCUGGCCGCCGAGCAGGCGUACAUGCUGGGCGCCACGGCACUUGACUGCUCCAUAAUGCUGACGUUUCAGGAGAUAUGCUGCCCGGCCAAGCACAACAGCGCUUUGCAGCCCUGGCUGGUGGCCGUGCGGGGCCGUCAGUUUCUGACCAAGCUGAGCGUGCUCGAUCUGGACCCGAAGCCCGAUAGUCACUUUCAUAAAUUUAUAAAGCAUACACGCGAAAUUGAAAAGGUUUUGCCGAGCAUUAAAUUAAUUAAAUAAAGUCUCGACGCCCAGCUAAAAACGCGCGCAUCGAAUUCGCAGCGCAAAAAA
This is a messenger RNA of Drosophila virilis, 2856 nucleotides long. RefSeq names its product Inositol phosphate kinase 1. Gene Ontology annotation, molecular function: inositol-1,3,4,5,6-pentakisphosphate 2-kinase activity; magnesium ion binding; calcium ion binding. Gene Ontology annotation, biological process: calcium ion homeostasis; inositol phosphate biosynthetic process. The record is from RefSeq and is a predicted model, not a curated record. Gene Ontology annotation, cellular component: nucleus. Lineage: Eukaryota; Metazoa; Arthropoda; Insecta; Diptera; Drosophilidae.